Messenger RNA from Osmerus eperlanus (European smelt), 2907 nucleotides. RefSeq names its product arg8-vasotocin receptor-like. Gene Ontology annotation, cellular component: plasma membrane. Gene Ontology annotation, biological process: regulation of systemic arterial blood pressure by vasopressin; cellular response to hormone stimulus; G protein-coupled receptor signaling pathway. Lineage: Eukaryota; Metazoa; Chordata; Actinopteri; Osmeriformes; Osmeridae. The record is from RefSeq and is a predicted model, not a curated record. Bases 119 to 1465 code for a protein of 448 amino acids. Gene Ontology annotation, molecular function: vasopressin receptor activity; peptide binding. The transcript has 2 exons.
GUAGGCAAACGCACAGAAGCAUUAUGCUGAUGUGUAUUUGUCUGUACGCAGAAUGAGCGGUUUUACUGACAUGCUGUUAAAAAUACCAUGAAUGUAAACGAAUGGCCUCAAAUUGAAUAUGUCAACUUGUUGGAAUCUCUUUUUGGUCGUUAUCUUCUUUGGAGCAGGUAUCGGAGUCUCCACUGAGCGCAGAGGUGCGGGAGCCAUGCACUCUCCAGACAUCGUACAUCUCCACUCCGGGGGUACGUGCAAUUUCACAAAUAAUAACGGGACGGUUGAUUUAAAUCUUACGUGUCAGCAGGAUUUGGAGGUUCCCCUCAACUCCAGCACCAUGCGUAACGACAGCGAUCCGUUUGGAAGGAACGAGGAGGUCGCCAAAAUCGAGAUCACUGUCCUGAGCAUAACGUUCCUUGUGGCUGUGGUGGGGAACGUCAGUGUACUACUGGCUAUGUACAACUCCAGACGGAAGCCGUCUCGCAUGCACCUGUUCAUGAAGCACUUGAGUCUGGCCGACCUGGUGGUUGCGUUUUUCCAGGUGCUGCCGCAGCUCUGCUGGGAGAUCACCUUUCGUUUCUACGGGCCAGAUUUCCUGUGUCGCAUCGUGAAGCACCUGCAGGUUCUGGGGAUGUUUGCGUCCACGUACAUGAUGGUGAUGAUGACACUGGACCGCUAUAUCGCCAUUUGCCACCCGCUGCAGACGCUCCACCAGCCCACGCAGCGCGCUUAUAUCAUGAUCGCCUCCACCUGGGUGUGCAGCCUGGUUCUCAGUGUGCCUCAGUACUUCAUUUUCUCCCUGAGUGAGGUUAUUCCUGGCUCGCAAGUUUACGACUGCUGGGGGCACUUCAUUGAGCCGUGGGGCGUGCGCGCGUACAUCACCUGGAUCACCGUGGGAAUCUUCCUCGUGCCAGUGGCAGUUCUUGUGCUGUGCUACGGCUUUAUUUGUCACACAAUCUGGCAGAACAUCAAGUACAAGACCCGCAAGAGCACGAGCACGCUAGCCGAGGCAACAAAAAAGGGCUUAAUUGGGAAGAGUUCGGUUAGCAGCGUCACCACCAUCUCGAGAGCCAAAUUACGCACUGUAAAAAUGACUUUUGUGAUCGUCCUAGCUUAUGUGGUAUGCUGGGCUCCGUUCUUCAUUGUGCAGAUGUGGUCGGUGUGGGAUGAUAACUUCUCAUGGGACGAUUCGGAGAACACGGCUGUCACACUCUCAGCGCUGCUGGCCUGUCUGAACAGCUGCUGUAACCCAUGGAUUUACAUGGUAUUCAGCGGCCACUUACUGUCAGACUUUGCGCAUUGCCUGCCGUGCUGCCUCAGGCUGCGCCACAAGUUUGGUCAUCAGGAUUCGGACAGCAGCAUCCGCAGAACUACGCUCCUAACCCGCGUACCUCCGCCGCGUACCACGGAGCCCUGGAGAGACUGCAACCAGGCUCCUAGAAACUGUCAGUCAAUUCCGUUGCAGUCUUGACCGUACGUGCGCUCACCGUAAACAGUGUCCAUAUGGUUCCAUUUACGCUCCAUAACACAGCGACAGCUAUCGAGAGUUUUUCUGGAGAGUCGUAAUUAGAACAAUAUGAACUGACUUGAGUCUGUCCAUCAUGCGGGCUUACGUUACUGAGGGAAGGCAAGCACAUCAAUCCGUCAUGGUGUACUGCGGGUACAUUAAGUGUGGAUGUGCCUGUACAAUGUGGACGGCCACUGAUGAUCCCAGACCAUUUAUAGGCAGACGUGGCAUCCUGGUUUAUCUUGGGUUCAGACACAUAAUUACAGACAAAGUCUCCUGUCUCCAAGACAGGGUUAGUCUAGUCCAAGUUACUGACCUGGACAUGGACCCAUAGGUACAACUUGUUGCCCCAAUUCCUGCUUAUGGAUGGGUAUAGUUCAGUGGUCGAGCAUUUAAAGAGGUAGCAAGUGCAAAUCCCAUUAUGUAUGUUGCUUGGAUGAAAGUGUCUGCUAAAUACAUACAUCAUUAGUGUUAUUAUGAGCUAUAUUGACACUCUGAUCUGUCACUUUUAACAUUUGAUAGGUUUCAUUGCUAGUGUGAUUUAGUGAGGUAAAGUCUUCAUUGGUGUGUCCUUGUGUUUGUGAACUCAUUAUUGUAGCUAUUCCUAAUGGCUCACACAUCACGCUGUAUAAUAAUUGCAAUUGCACUUUGUAUAGACCAUAAUGAAUCAUGCCACAUGCCUCGAAAUUAGAUAAUAACUUUCGUUUCUGAGACGUGCCUUGUUUCUUUAGUCAAAUGAGCACAAACACGUACCCCCCCAUCCCUCCUCCUCUUCCUGCAGAUCCCCAAGCCCGUGUCCCAGCCUCCUUGCAUCCCCCCCCCCCCCACACGCACACACACACACAAACAGUCUUGUGUCGCUUUGCAUUCUCUGAGUCUCUGUUGGUUCAAAGUGUGGGACCUGUCAUAAGCCUCAGACGAGUCCUCUCAUGGUUGUUGAUGGCAGGCUGAAGCUGAAACAGCAUACAGGCAGGAUGGGCCUUUCAUUCUCUAUCUCAUUUACAUUAAAGCCAUGCGUCUAUAGUGAGCUGUGUGCUGUCAAUGUAAAUUUGUGAAAAUCACAUAUAUCAGCUUUUUGGGGUCAUGAAUGUGUUUUUCCUCACCUGCUGUAAGUUACAAAGAAUGUGAUCUCAGAGCCCAGAAGUCUGUUUUUCUCUCCUUCAAAAUUUUGAUUCACGAGAUUACUAAGAAUGUAUUCCAAAUGUUUUUAAAUGUGGAAGAUACUGUAGGCUACAGUUCUGUCCUGUAUUAUUGUUUCCACACCUGCUCUGUUCAGAGGAUGACACUUAGACUAAACCUAAAACAGGGAAUCAGAGAUUACACAUGUAAUCAUACACUUCCAUUGCAUGUUUAGACAAGGGUAUUUAUGUGUGUGUGUCAAUUCUUGAAGCGCAUACACAAUAAAG